AUGAAAUUAGCUAUUUAUCAAAGCUGGUACUUAAUACCGGUGAUUCUUUCGCUUUUACAGUUUGCUCUUGGAGAUGACGAUACUAUUUCGUGUGAUAAAGACAACAAAUGUCCUAAGUCGUCGCCUUGUUGCUCGCAAUACGGACAAUGUGGUACCGGGGCUUACUGCUUAGGAGGUUGUGACAUUAGAUUUUCGUAUAGUUUGGACUCGUGCAUGCCUAUGCCACGUAUGACCGACUUCAACACAUCCUUCACUUCAACUAAACAACUUGAAAAACAAGACGAGUACUUAGGAAACUCAUCUGAAACCGACUGGCUUUAUACGGGAUAUAUUGACACCCAUGACGAUGCAUUGUUAUUACAAAUGCCUAACCAUACAUCGGGUACUGUUAUUUCAUCUUCGAAGUACUUAUGGUACGGAAAAGUUUCCGCCAAGUUAAAGACUUCUCGUGAUGGGGGUGUUAUUACUGCGUUUAUUUUAUUCUCUGAUGUGCAAGAUGAAAUUGAUUUUGAAUACGUCGGUUACAAUUUGACUGCACCACAGUCAAAUUACUAUCACCAGGGUAUUUUGGAUUAUAAUAACGCUAAAAAUUCGUCCACUUCCGAUACUUUCAAGAAUUAUCACACUUACACCAUCGACUGGCAAGAGGAUAAAAUUGACUGGUAUGUGGAUGACGAAAAGGUGCGUACCUUAGAGAAGAAGGACACCAAGAACGAAACCACUGGUGACUACGACUAUCCUCAAACUCCAUCACGUAUUCAAAUGUCAUUGUGGCCAGGUGGUGCCAGCUCGAAUGGUCUUGGUACUAUUGAAUGGGCCGGUGGUGAAAUCAACUGGGAUUCCGAAGAUAUUAAGAAGACCGGAUACUACUAUGCCUAUUUGAAGGAAGUUGAAGUUACUACUUAUGACUUACCUGAUGAUGUCGAGCUUGAUGGUAGUGACGAUCCGGAUGAUUUGCACGCAUUCCUUUUCAACUCCACCGACGGGAACAUGGACAAUAUCUACUUGACCAAUAAAACGACCUGGUUGGGUAAUGGUGACGCUACUGGUCUCGAUCCAGAUAACGACAAGAAGAAGAGCUCCAAGUCCACGUCCAAGUCCGAAUCCAAGUCGAAUUCGAAGUCCAAGUCCGGCUCUACGGGCACAUCUACCUCCAAAACCGUAGCUGUUCCUACUGAUCCAAAGGCCACUAUUGGAGAUAGUGACGGUAACGAUGGUGCCGCCACCUACAAUCCAAGUGGUGGUAUUGGUGGCUUUGUCCAAAACUCAAAGAAGACAGAUGAUUCUUCUGAUUCUUCUGGAUCCUCUGGAUCUUCUGGAUCGUCUUCAAGUUCUAACAACUCCCCAACCUUUAAUAUUGCGACAGCUUUCGGUAUCGCUUCAGCCACUGUAUUUGGGGUCAUCUCUUUGUUCUUUUAG
This is a messenger RNA of Debaryomyces fabryi, 1419 nucleotides long. It is a transcript of the gene UTR2, whose product is annotated as Utr2p. Gene Ontology annotation, molecular function: glycosyltransferase activity; hydrolase activity, hydrolyzing O-glycosyl compounds. Gene Ontology annotation, biological process: fungal-type cell wall organization; carbohydrate metabolic process. Gene Ontology annotation, cellular component: fungal-type cell wall. The record is from RefSeq and is a predicted model, not a curated record. The transcript has a single exon. Bases 1 to 1419 code for a protein of 472 amino acids. Lineage: Eukaryota; Fungi; Ascomycota; Pichiomycetes; Serinales; Debaryomycetaceae.